CGGCGCCUAGCUCUGCAGCCCGGCGGUCUCCCCUCGCGCGGUCUCCUCCUCCUCCCGGGCCCCAGCGCAGCCCGAGAGCCCCGCGCCGAGGAGCGGGGGGCGCCGCGCACUCGCACGACACGCGCCGCGGCGGGACACUCCCGGGGGGACGCCCCCGGCGCGCCUCCCUCCACGCGCCCGCCGCGCUCCCCUCCCCCCGCCAGUGUCCCCAGGGCUCCGGGCCGCCAGGGCAGCGCCAGACGCGCGGGGGGUCCCCGAGGAGGGGCCAGCCCGGCCGAGGCGCGGCGAUGGAGGAGCCGCAGCGCGUCCGCUCGCAGACCGUCACCACCACUGCCAGCUCCUUCGCCGAGAACUUUUCCACCAGCAGCAGCAGCUUCGCCUACGACCGGGAGUUCCUCCGCACCCUGCCCGGGCUCCUCAUCGUGGCGGAGAUCGUUCUGGGACUGCUGGUGUGGACACUGAUCGCUGGAACUGAGUACUUCCGGGUCCCCGCGUUUGGCUGGGUCAUGUUCGUAGCUGUAUUUUACUGGGUCCUCACCGUCUUCUUCCUCAUCAUCUACAUAACAAUGACCUACACCAGGAUUCCCCAGGUGCCCUGGACAACGGUGGGUCUGUGCUUUAAUGGCAGUGCCUUCGUCUUAUACCUCUCAGCCGCUGUGGUGGACGCAUCUUCUGUCUCCCCUGAGAGAGACAGCCACAAUUUCAACAGCUGGGCAGCCUCAUCGUUCUUCGCCUUUUUGGUCACCAUCUGCUAUGCUGGAAACACAUAUUUCAGUUUUAUAGCUUGGAGAUCCAGGACCAUACAGUGAUUUGCCAUUUUGAGAAUUAAACAGGAGAAAGCAGGAAGAAUCUCACUGUAAAAAAACAGCAACAACAAACUGUAGGUAUAAUGUAUAUUUCCAGAGAAUUAUAUUUAACUAAUGUUUUUAUAUACUUAGUUAAAUUUGCUCACAGUGGUUUGUUACAAUUAAACUGGAUACUUAUUUGCAAAUUGUUGUAGCCAUAUAAUGAACUCUUAAAUAUCUUGUUCAUGUCUUCAUGGACCUUAUUUUCUUAGACAAUGUAUAAAUAGAUAAAUUGCUAAUGUUAAGACUGUGUCGAGUUUGUAAACCUAACUUUUAAAAUGCCAGAUUCUUUUCUGAUUAAAUGUUUCAAAAUCUUGGGUAAGGUGUCUGAUUUGAGAAAGGAGACCUACUGCCAAAGCCCAAGGUUGGGUGCUGUGGGUAAAUCUUCAUCCUCACAAGGCUGCCCAAUUGUAGUAUUGCCCAGACACCCUUGUCCACAGCCACCAGGCCCAGGUAGUAGGAGAGACCCUUCUCCCUGAGACUGGGGAUCAUCAGUGGCCAUGAUUCUCACAUGCUAACCAGUUGACCCAGAAAGCAUGUAAUGAGACACUGGCCUUGCAGUUCAGUAGUAAGCUCACCCUAAGUGAUGGUGCUAAGUGCCCAGACUGAUGUGCCGUGUGGCAAUUUUUUCCUAAU
This is a messenger RNA of Odobenus rosmarus divergens (Pacific walrus), 1481 nucleotides long. It is a transcript of the gene CMTM8, whose product is annotated as CKLF-like MARVEL transmembrane domain containing 8. The transcript has 4 exons. Gene Ontology annotation, biological process: myelination. Gene Ontology annotation, molecular function: structural constituent of myelin sheath. The record is from RefSeq and is a predicted model, not a curated record. Gene Ontology annotation, cellular component: membrane. NCBI's taxonomy places the organism in Eukaryota, Metazoa, Chordata, Mammalia, Carnivora, Odobenidae. Bases 288 to 809 code for a protein of 173 amino acids.